This is a messenger RNA of Suillus plorans, 1515 nucleotides long. RefSeq lists its product as uncharacterized. NCBI's taxonomy places the organism in Eukaryota, Fungi, Basidiomycota, Agaricomycetes, Boletales, Suillaceae. The record is from RefSeq and is a predicted model, not a curated record. The coding region runs from base 163 to 1101 and encodes 312 amino acids. The transcript has 12 exons.
UCAGAGAUGGCCGAAAUGUACUUUGCUUCCGGAACGAGGGCUUCCAAGUUCUCACACGCGUCUGCAUUCUGAUUCGAACCACGGACACGGACAACUCAAAGUACUACCAAUCAUUAUAAAAGCGAUGGACAGCGGUAUAUCUGCACGCACCACCAUCCCGACAUGACUAGAGUCUUAAAUGAUCCCGUUUGGUGGCCACUCAUCAAUUAUACUUGUCUUGUCAACUAUUUCAUAGCUGUAUGCUUUGCUGCAGUGGUAUAUGAUUGGGCAUUGACAUUCGGACAAGAGUUCGAACUGAUAUUGGUGAAACGUUGGUCCUUCAUGACUAUUCUUUAUGUUUGCGUGCGUUACAUUGGAAUAUUAUAUUCUGUCGCCUACCUCCUGUUGAAUCUCCCAAUCUCGCUUACCGAUACAGUGGGCACUAUCGUUUGGUUCAUACAGGCAUGGGGCCCUGUCGUAGUAAAUGCCAUGUUGGGAGUCAUCAUGAUUGCUCGGAUAAAUGCCAUGUAUCAAGGAUCCAAAAAGUUACGCAUCUUCCUUGUUGUAAUGUUGCUGGGUUCCACCAUCGCCUCCGGAGUCAUGACAAUGAUUGGAAACUCAGGUGUUUCAGCGCAUGAGGUCGUCCUUUCCGGCUACCAUAUGUGCUUUAGCGACAUCGGCACGUACAUGGGAAAUCUGACUUACGAGAAUGUGAUAUCCGUCGCUGUAUGGGAGAUCUUCGCAUUGUUUCUUACGAUCCGGAUUGUUAUAAUGCACUUCCGUGAACUGCGACAAUCGCCGAGACGACCGAUCAUUGGGGACUAUUUCACGAUAUUACUAGAGAGUCAUGCGUUUUACUUUCUAGCCUUUGCUAUUAUGGCUUGCUUACAGCUUGGCACAACGUCUCCAAAUAUCGCGCUCUCAUCGUCCGUGGGGAGUGCUGUUUUCACUGGCAUUUUGUCAAUUUCCCAGAUGUUGCAGAUGUUUGUGCUAGGACCACGUCUGAUCCUCAGUAUUCGAGAAUACCACGCCAAGCUCGUUGCCAGGGCCGACGGUGGAAUAGAAAUGACCUCCCUUGCUUUCCAUGCUGGUGGAGAUGCAUUGACCAGCGACGAUGUAUAACACGUAAAACGAUCCAAAUGAUCAACCAUGGUGCUAUACAGGGAGCAUACAUGUUUUGUCGUGAUAUUUUGCCUCGUAUGUAUUUGGCGUUCCGAAGUGAUUUGGAGGAUAGAAUUUUUUGUACUUUCUCCUACUACCUGUGACACGGAGUCCCCUGGAGUGGCUACUCGGUGCUUGAAGCUCUACCAAUCCACUCAAUUACGAGGCCCCCUCCGCAGAAACAGAUGCCAAGCUAUAAUAACGGCCAAUUCGCACUGCACGCGAGAGGGAGAAAGAUAUACAUAUACAUUGACAGGAACAUUCAAGUUGGGUGUCACGAAAUUGCACAAAGUCUCAUCGGUACAACCCCCCCGGAGCUCUUUGCGGAGUACUCAGAUAAGGCAUUCGCAUGCCUGCUGAUUGGAAUAUUUUCCC